Messenger RNA from Zootoca vivipara (common lizard), 8995 nucleotides. Lineage: Eukaryota; Metazoa; Chordata; Lepidosauria; Squamata; Lacertidae. The record is from RefSeq and is a predicted model, not a curated record.
GCACCAGCUGCACCGGUCCCCCAGCGAAGCUGCUCUCCGGCUCUUCCUCCUGUCAGGCCGGCCGGGCCAUGCCGUCGCGGGUGCUCUUCCUCGGCGGCGCCGGCGCCUGCGGGGUGUGCGGGGCUUCGGCGGCGGCCAGGCGGGUCCGGCUGCUACUGCGACAGGUGGCGGCCUCGGGAAGCGGCGGCGUCAGGAGCGUCCGCACCGGCCGGGCCCGGCUUCUGCACUCGACCGGCAAGGCCGAAGGUGAUACUGUUACUAUUGGAGAUGUGUCAUACAAACUCAAAAUUCCAAGAAAUCCAGAACUUGUCCCAGUGAACUACAUUUCAGACUCUGUGGCUCAGUCUGUAAUUCAGCAUUUAAGAUGGAUCAUGCAAAAAGACCUUUUGGGCCAAGACAUCUUUCUUAUAGGACCACCUGGGCCUCUUCGGCGAUCGAUUGCUAUGCAGUACUUGGAGUUGACCAAGCGAGAAGUGGAGUACAUUGCACUCUCCAGGGACACAACAGAAACAGAUCUCAAACAGCGGAGAGAGAUCCGAGCUGGAACUGCUUACUACAUUGAUCAGUGUGCCGUACGAGCAGCCACCGAAGGUAGAAUCUUGGUUCUGGAAGGCUUGGAGAAGGCCGAGCGGAAUGUCUUACCUGUGUUGAACAAUUUGCUGGAGAACCGGGAGAUGCAACUUGAAGAUGGCCGUUUUCUCAUGUCAGCAGAACGUUAUGACAAACUGCUGAAGGAGCAUAAUAAAUCAGAGUUGGAUGCAUGGAAGAUUGUUAGAGUCAGUGAAAACUUCAGAGUCAUUGCCCUGGGCCUUCCCGUCCCCCGAUAUUUGGGUAACCCAUUAGACCCACCUCUGCGAUCUAGAUUUCAAGCAAGAGAUGUUUAUUAUCUACCAUUUAAGGACCAUCUUUCACAGUUAUAUUGUAUUGGACCUAACGUUUCAACUGAGAGAAUUUCUAAACUUUUGUCAUUUGCAACUACUUUUUGCACCCAAGAAUCCUCCGCCCUGGGUCUUCCUGAUUUUCCUUUGGACACCUUAGCAUCUGCUGUGCAGAUUCUGAACUGCUUGCCUAUGAUCUCAAUCCAGCAUAUAAUCAGGUGGCUUUAUCCGUAUAAUGUUCUUUUGGGGAGGGAAGGCAAGACGGCCGUAGAAGAUGCCUUAAAGCGAUUUGAGCUCCAGGAUUCAGAAAGACCUGUUGUACCUACAAGAGUUAUAAAUGUGAACAAGAGGGAGGAUGGCAAGAUGUUGCAGGCUGACGUGACAAUUCAGAUAGCCGGAGAAGCUGUGACAUUUCAGGUUCCUGCUGGGACUAGGCCACUAAACCUGCAUUCUGGGACAGACCAUUUCGUUAAGACUCCCAGCCAUGAACAGCAAUUGGCAGAAAUGAUAUUGUCCCACAUGGUUAAAGAUAUCUGUUUGAUUGGAGAAAAAGGUUGUGGCAAAACAGUUCUUGCUAAGGAAUUUGCAGCUACAUUGGGGUAUAACAUAGAACCCAUCAUGCUAUAUCAGGAUAUGACAGCCCGAGAUCUGCUGCAGCAAAGGUACACUCUCCCUAAUGGGGACACUUCCUGGAGACCAUCUGCACUUAUAACAGCUGCCCUGGAGGGGAAGCUUGUUAUUCUGGAUGGGAUUCACCGUGUCAACGCAGGCACCCUCGCUGUUCUGCAAAGGUUGAUUCAUGACAGAGACAUUACUCUGUAUGAUGGCACUAGGUUGCUCAGGAAUGAGAGAUAUCAGAAGUUGAAAGAAGAUCUACAGCUCUCUGAUGAGGAACUACAACAAAGGUCCAUUUUCCCCAUUCAGCCUUCCUUUAGGAUAAUCGCCUUAGCAGAGCCACCUGUCAUAGGAAGCUCCACGCAGCAAUGGCUGGGCCCAGAGCUCUUGACGCUUUUCCUUUUCCAUGACAUAAAGCCUCUGAACAAGAGUGAAGAAAUUAAAGUUAUUAAAGGGGUGGUUCCAAAUGUUCCUAGUGCUGCAGUGGAGCAGCUGUUGAAAUUAGCACACAAACUUCGCGAGACAAAUGAUCCCACUGCUCAGUCAUUGGCAUCAUCCUUGUCUACACGGCAGCUGUUGAGAAUUUGUCGGCGUCUGUCUCAGUACCCAGAUGAAAGACUCUAUGAUGCUGUCAAUAAAGCUUGUCUUUCCAGGUUUUUACCCAACCUUGCUAAAUCUGCUUUACAUAAAAAUCUGCUGGACUCUGGAAUUGAAGCAAGCCCCAUUGAAACUCUGGAAAUGGAGGGGAAAGGCUAUAGCUGUGAAGUGGACUCGGGAACCCUGAAGAUUGGGGCAGUCACAAUCCCUAUUUAUAACCCCUUGGAGAAGAUGAAAGUGCCCGAUGUUCUCUUCUAUGAAAAUACCCAACAUAUGAUGGUGAUGGAAGAUAUGCUAAAAGACUUUUUGCUUGGCGAACACCUUCUCUUGGUUGGCAACCAGGGUGUGGGGAAAAAUAAGGUGGUUGACAGAUUCCUUCACCUGCUCAAUCGACCAAGAGAGUAUUUGCAACUGCACAGAGACACGACCGUGCAGAGUCUUACGCUUCAGCCUUCUGUUAAAGAUGGUCAUAUUGUCUAUGAGGAUUCUCCACUAGUGAAAGCUGUCAAAAAGGGGCACAUUCUGGUUAUUGACGAGGCUGACAAGGCCCCAACAAAUGUCACCUGCAUUUUGAAAACCUUGGUGGAAAGUGGAGAAAUGAUUCUGUCUGAUGGAAGGCGCCUUGUUGCCAACUCUGCUAGUGUGAGUGGAAGAGAAAACGUGGUGGUAAUUCAUCCAGAUUUUAGAAUGAUCGUUCUAGCAAACAGACCCGGAUUCCCGUUUUUGGGCAAUGACUUUUUUGGAACACUAGGAGAUAUUUUUAGCUGCCACGCAAUUGAUAAUCCCAAACCAAGCUCUGAGCUUGCAAUGCUUCGGCAGUAUGGGCCUGCGGUUCCUGAGCCAGUCCUGCAGAAACUGGUGGCUGCUUUUGGAGAGCUCAGAAGCUUGGCCGACCAAGGAAUUAUCAAUUAUCCUUAUUCAACGAGAGAAGUAGUGAAUAUAGUAAAGCAUUUACAGAAAUUUCCAACAGAAGGGCUUGCAAACGUCGUCAGAAAUGUAUUUGAUUUUGACUCCUACAAUAACGAAAUGCGUGAGAUUUUAAUUCGGACUCUGCAUAAACAUGGAAUCCCAAUUGGAGCAAAACCCACCAAUGUACAUCUGGCUAAGGAGUUGCCAUUGCCAGGUGCAAAAUUAAUGGGCUACUGGAAUGCCAGCCAGCUGGGUAAUGCACAGCAGAAACUUUUGUGCCCAACUGAAACACAUCGCAUAGAUAUAAAGGGUCCAAUGUACUUAAAUGUGCAGGCAUUUCCACUGGAAAGACACGAAGCCAGAUCCCUGAGCUUUACAGAAGAACUUGCCUUUUGGUCGCUGCCUUUGAAUGAAGUUAAUUUAGUGUGCGAUGUUGCUGUGGCGCAAGAAGACGCCCUUUAUGUGGCUACAUGCAAUCCUGUAUCCUUAUAUGUUAUGGAUCCAGCCAAUAAGAAUGGAUGUAGUAUAGACUUGUAUGACAUCUUCCCAAGGACCGUUGGUGGAAUAUGGCAACCGUUUGUGACAUUGGCACCUCUGGGUAACCCUCUCAAAGGUCAAGUAGUUCUACACGAAGAGCAGAGCAAUGCUAUUUUAUUGGUGGACAUUAACACUGGAUCCAUACGCCAGCUUUUACUGUCGCCAGAUGUGAAAGAGGGUCCUAAAAGGUCAUCUUGGUGGGGCAACAAGGAAGAGCGGAAGAGUCACAAAAUGUGCAGAGAGUUUUCACACAAAAAUUGGCUGGUGUUCUAUAAAGAAGAAGGGAGUCAUCUUACUGUUUUAGAUGUCCUGGAAGGUCGUGCUCAUACCAUCACACUGCCUAUCAAACUCUCCUCCGUCUUUUUAGUGGCAGAAGACCACUGGCUCCUGGUCGAGAGCAAAACAAACCAGAAAUAUCUUUUAACUAAGCCUACGCAUAUGGAAUCUGAAGCGCAUGGAAUUUGCCAGUUACACGCACUGAAUGAAGAGCCAGUGGAGACUGAAUCUGGGAUAAAAACAGAACUGCAUAUGCCACAGGCAGUUUCAUGUGACCAGUUGUCUUCCGAAAACCUAAGUGUAGCACUUGGGCAGAAGAUCAGCUCCCCCAACAGAAUGCUCUCUGAUGAACAUCAUUACGCUUCUCUCGUCGUUGGAUUUCCACACCUCAUGUCUCCCAAUGAGGUUUACAGCUGGAAGAGGGACUCUGUCCUGGGCCAGAGGCAGCCUUUGGCUUCUGAUCCAUUGUAUUAUGGAAAGCGCAGCAAAGGAGGAGCAGCAAAGCGACCAAAUUGUGUGACUCUUGCAGCUGCCAAUCAGGUGGUCAGAGUUCUGGCUCCUGGAGAUGUGCCUUUGAAAGAACUUUAUCCCAAAGAUGUUACUCCUCCCCAAGCUGCUGGUUACCUGGAAAUUACAGAUCUUACAACAAAGAAACUUAAAUAUAUUCCCAUUCCCAGACCAAUGAACCUGACUCCCUAUACAUCGUGGCUCUCGGCGAUUUCAGACACGGACGUCUUGCUGGCCGCACUCGGUGAAGCAGGUGUGGUCACUGUCGACAUGGGUGGCAACGUCAGGCUCUGGGAAACCAGCUUGGAAAGUCUUGAGAGAUCACUCCAGGAAUGGAAAACCAUGAUUGGAGAAGAGAAUGGCAGGCCUGUGCAGAUAACUAUCCAGAGAGAAAGCGGUUUGGAUGUCAGCUCUCCUAAGCAUGGGAAGAUGGAUCCAGAUAAUACCCCUCAUGUUGGUGGAAACACGUGGGCUGGUGGAACAGGUGGAAGAGACACGGCUGGGCUGGGCGGCAAAGGCGGUCCGUACCGACUGGAUGCUGGCCACAAGGUCUACCAGGUGUCUCAAGCGGAGAAAGAUGCUGUGCCCGAAGAGGUGAAGAAAGCCGCCAGGGAAAUGGGAGAAAAGGCUUUUAAACAGAGACUAAAAGAAAUCCAGAUGAGUGAAUAUGAUGCUUCUACGUAUGAGAGGUUCUCUGGAGCUGUUCGACGGCAAGUUCAUUUACUCCGAAUCAUCCUGGAUAAUUUACAGGUAAUAAUUGACUUUUUAAAAACCGAUAAACUCCUUUUUUGCAUUUUACGGGUCCCACUCAGAAUUCUCUACUGGCUGGGGAGCCCUCAGCAAAAGCCCAAACGCCUCCGCCUGGUCGUGGAUGUCUCUGGCAGCAUGUACCGCUUCAACGGGGUGGACAGGCGGCUGGAGCGCUCCAUGGAAGCUGUUUGCAUGGUGAUGGAAGCCUUUGAGAAUUACGAGCAGAAAUUUAAGUAUGACAUCACUGGGCAUUCGGGAGAUGGUUUUAACAUUGCCGUGGUCCAGAAUGACAAUGUUCCGAAGAACAAUAAACAAAGAUUGGAAAUUUUGAAGAUAAUGCAUGCCCACGCGCAGUUCUGUAUGAGUGGCGACCACACUCUGGAGGGCACAGAGCACGCCAUUCGGGAGAUUGCGAAAGAAGAGGCAGACGAGUACUUUGUCAUAGUCUUAAGCGAUGCCAACCUUGAGCGGUAUGGCAUCCCUCCAGCACGGUUUGCUCAAGCCUUGACCAUCAGCCCCAAAGUGAAUGCAUUUGCCAUAUUCAUAGGCUCCUUGGGAGAUCAGGCAGACAGGUUGCAAAGGACGCUGCCGGCUGGCCGUUCCUUUAUUGCCAUGGACACCAAGGACAUCCCACAGAUUCUACAACAGAUCUUCACCUCCACCAUGCUGUCAAACGCUUAGGAAGGGGCCUGCUUUUAAUCUGUAACUGGUCAGUUGUAUAUGGGAAGCACCUCGGCGGAGUUUAAGAGGGUAAUCUAAUUCUAGUAACAUUGGGCGGAAUCUAGUGUUGUACUGGUGGACUUUGUGCUUCCGUAAAGGGACUUUGCCUUUCUCGCCUCCCUCCCCAACCCCACCUGCCUCAAUGUUUUUUGUGGAGGGAGGAGCCCUCAACAUGGUUAGAGGAGAGAGGAUAGGAAGAAGCUGCCUUCUACACGUGUAAGUGCUGCUCAUGGAUGGCACAGAAUACAACCAUUAGGCUUUCCAUUGGAAUAAGUACUAUACUUUACAAUGGAGUACUCUGUCUUCUUCUUUGGCGAUCACUCAUAGCCGAGUAAGAUUGUCUUCCAUAAACACAGUUUUAACAAUGAGUCCGUAAGUGACUGUGGAGGCCAAUUCUGGAUCCACACGUCCUUCCACAGUGGGGACAUUGGUUUCCGGGUGGGAGUUGAUCACGGUGUGGAUUUGCCAAGCGUGCCUUCCUCUUAGCACGUUUCUCCCUUGCGUCCUGAGUUCGAGUGUCUUCAAAGCCCAUGACACCUUUGGUGAAGGCUGUUCUCCAACUGGGGCACUUGCAGGCCAGUGUUGUCCAGUUGUUAAGUGUUUAUACUACAUUUUUUUAGAUUUGCCUUGAGACCGUCUUUAAACCUCUUUUGUUGACCACCGGCAUUAUGCUUUCCAUAUUUAAGUUUGGAAUAAUUAGUUGCUUUGGAAGACGAUCAUCAGGCAUCCGCACAACAGGACCAGUCCAACGAAGUUGAUGUUGAAGAAUAUUGUACUUAAAUGGCCAUAUCUACCUAUUACUGCUACAUUUGAGUAAAAACCUUGGUGGGUUUUUUUUUUAAAGAAACCCCACCCAAAGCUUUCAAUAAUUUAAACUUUCCAUCUAGUUUCCUUAGACACUGAUUUGCACGGAAUAUCUGCCUACUGCAGGCAUGUCCAAAGUCCAUUUCGGGGGCAUAAUCCGGCCUGCUGGUUGGUUUAAUCCAGCCCCUGUGGCAGUUUAUUUCCUGGGUAAAAUCCUAAAAAAAACCUCAACAACUUCAAUCCUAAAAAAAAAACCUCAACAACUUUGGUUGGCCCUCAUGGCCCUUCACUUCAUCAAAUCUGGCCCUUUUUUAAAAAAGUUUGGACACCACUGGUCUACUGCAAAAAAAAGGAUGUUUUUUUCUGUCUGUUAAAUAAUUUUCUGUCCGUUAAAAAGAAUGAAUGUGGUCAUAUGCACAUCGGAUGGAUCUAAUAGUCUCCCUUUGCGUUUUCUGCCUCAAGUAGAAAUGCUUGUCUGACAGGCAUCUGAAAACUUCCAAGAAUUUCAAAUGAAAAUCCAAUUUGUUUAAUUCUAUCCUUGAAUUGGCUGCAGUGUUCAGAGUUCGCCCAUCAAAGGUACUACAUGCAUGGAACAAGUAGUACUGUAGCAUUUUUAAAAAGGAAUUAUAAUUUCAGCUGUUUAUAUAUCACUUAAUCAUGAAUGUUUCCAAGUGGUGUUCAUAGAAAUUGCAAAAGCAUAGUAACAGAUAAAAUAAAAUUAAAAAUCAUUAAAAACUCCAAAGCUUCAUUCAAAUGCCUGCUGGACUAGAAUGGCCAUCACUACUUUUCAGAAACUUAGGAUUUUCUGCCACUCUUGUAUAGACAUCUAACAGUGAUUAUAAGUCAGUGCAUCUGCAAACACUGAAAGAAAAUGCCCAGGAGGCAUUAUAUUUGGUUGCAGCUGACUUUCUGAGGCCGUGUAAAGUGAAAAUGGUUGACCAUGCUAAGAACCAAAUCAGAUUUUCCCAAUCUAAAUGUUUCUCCUCAAGCUGCUGUUUGUCUCGUAGGGAGGAAAACACUGCAUAGCAAGAUGCUGACUCUGUCCAAUUAUGAAGAGACGGCAAAAAGUCUCGAGAGAGAGAGAGCUCCGCCAUCCGCAGUGAAGUGGUACUUGAGAGCCAUUCCCUGUCCACUGAAUGAGCCAGAAAAAUGUAGAGUCAGUACAAUAUUAGAGCAAACUCCGUAGCAUCAUUUUUCCAUCAUCCAAGGCAGUGAGAUGCUGCAUGACAAGUGUUCCUCAAGAUGGAAGGGCAACAGAUAAUAGCAUUAAACUGCUAAAGGCCAUGAGCUUCAUCUAAAUGUGAAACUUUUAAAAACAGAAACCAGCUUAGGGGCAAUGUGAGGAAUCAGAGGCAAAUGGUAAUAUUUUAUGGCAUUCAUAAACAGACUGGCGUGAAAGCACCACGUACGGCAAGCUCUGAAAUUCUGUUUUAGUUUAGUAAGCUGCAAGAACGAAUAAUGGUUAUGUAUUAAGACGCCUCACAAUGCAUGCGUCACCUGGCUCUGUACCUCGCGUUACUAUCGGUUUGUUAGGUUUGCUAAAUUCAAACCAGGGGGGAGGAGAGGCAUGAUAUCGUGGUUUUCAUUCCUCCCCAAAAAAAUCCUCAAGGCGGUUCACAAUAGAUUUCAAAACGGAAACGUCUCAAUUCAAAAUUCUGGAUUAAGAGAGAGAGGCAAGGCAAGAAAAUGAAGCAGGUCAGCAGAAUAUCUUCAGCUAGAAAAUGUUUUAAGAUUUCUAACAUUAAUUAACAUUCUUUCCCACGAAAAUAAUAAUGCAAGGUGGUUGUUUGCUGAAACAGUCACCCCUCCCCCCCCAUCUGAGAGGAAGGUUGAUUUCUUAAGGGAAAAUGAUAGCAUUUCUACUUCAGGGUGCCCUGUACCCCUGAAAGGCUGUACAAAGCACUCUUGUUUUUAAAGAUUUCUUCAUAAUUUGGUGUUUGGACUCAUUCCUUGCUUUCUAGACUUUGCAUUACACUCACAACUUCAGUCGGUUUUCAGAUCUCUUCCCAGCUCAAGCACAUUGGCAAGCAAGCAAAUGUUUCUUUAAAUAGCCCAUCUGCCGCAUCCAGAGACGUGUGAACAAUAAUAACCUGUUUUUUCCCCAUUCUGACAUUUAAAAGAAUAAAUAAGGGUCUCUUUGUAUCUAGAGAACACAGCGUGUAUCUUUAUUUUCUAUUCUUACUCAUAACAGAAUGCAGCCGGGGGAAUCUUACCCCAAUGUGAACCAUUUCCCACAAGUGUUCUUUUUGAAAAUAUGCUUCAGUGCCUCUCUGGAAGUUAAUGUACUACAGCCAUAAAGAAAUUUGCACUUGGAGAAGGAAGGGAUUCAGUUCGGGAAAAGCAGCUGCAAGAUUUGAUAAAAGGUUUUGGGGAAAAAGUCAACUAACCUUUACUGCUGUCCG